CACUUCGCCGCGCUUUUCCCCACGAGAGCACAUGCAACCCAACCCAACCACUCGACGCCAUCAUCCAUCCGUAAAGCGGCAGGCCAGGCCACCCCCGCAAGAAGCCAACAAAGGCGAUCGACCACUCCCCCACUGACCACCCACCACGCAUGCAAUGCAAGCGCCGCCAAGAACCCGAGACCCGGCCGCCGGAGGCGCGGCCAGGCAAGGCCCCCCGCCGGCGCAUGCGCAUGGGCCGCCGCCGGUGCAGCCGCAGCAGCAGCAGCAGCGACACUACUACUACGAGGAGGAGCAGCGGCCGCUGCAGGUGAGGCGGACGACGACGACGUCGUCGUCGUCGUCGGCGCUGGCGUCCUGCCUCAUGGCGGCGGCGUUCCUGGUGCUGGCGGUGGGAGGGGCGGGCGCGGCGCUGUUCAUCCUGUUCCGGCCGCGCCCGCCGGACAUCGCCGUGGCGGCGGUGCGGCUGCCGGCGUUCGCGUCCGGGAACGGCACGGUGGCGUUCACGUUCGAGCAGACGGCCGCCGUGCGCAACCCCAACCGCGCGCCGCUCGCGCACUUCGACAGCUCACUCCGCGUCGCCUACGCCGGCGGCGAGCUGGGGUCCGUCUACAUCCCCGCGGGCCUCAUCGACGGCGGCCGCACCAAGGACAUGUCCGCCAGCUUCGCCGUCCCGGCGUUCGCCGCGGCCACCCCGGUGCCGCCACUGCCGCAGGAGAUGGCCGCCACCUCGGCGCAGCAGCAGCAGCAGCCGCAACCGGCGGCCGCGCCGGUGAUGGAGGUCGACUCGCUGCUGGUGGUCAAGGGGAGGGUGACGGUGCUGCGGGUGCUGACGCACCGGGUGGAGGCGGCCAAGGUGUGCCGCGUCGGCGUCUCGCCGGUGGACGGCAAGGUGCUCGGCUUCCGCUGCUGAACACUCGGUCGUAGCCUUUCCGGUUUGGAUCAAACCAUAGGACAUCACAAUAUCAAGGUCGAAAUUUUACGGCAAAAAAUGUGAAAUUUCUGCACUCCAAAGUCCAAACUGGUCUUGAAAUAUGGUAGAUAAUACUAUAUGCAAUGUGCUAUCUUGCUUAGAUAUGACCAUUCUUCAGACAUGGUGAAACACCAGAGUAUUUAGCAAUCAUACUAUGGUUGUUCUACAUCAAAGUCCAUCUCAAGUUGUUGCAUGCCAAAUUAUCGACUACAAAAACCGAUAAUCUGGCAACGAGGCUACGAUAAUGACCUUUCUCCAGCUGAAAACGUCGACUCACAGGACAUUCCAUGCCGCUUUGCAUGGUAUCGAAGACGACAGAUCUGAGCCUUGGUACAUCCACUAGCCUGAAACAUCAAUUAUUACAUGGUUAGUUUGCAAGAAGAUAAGUAUACUACUUUCAGAUGUCGAAAAGCUGAAUCUACACAGCUCUUAGCCGGAAAGCACAGCUCGAAAAAUUCAAGAAUUUCGCCGUCCGUCCGUCAGGAUGGAUCUGGAUCAGGUCACCAUAUCUUGUUCCUGACUCUCGCAAUUGACAAGUGUUCGGGAGAAGCCUGAAAACCAGAAGGAAAGUCUUUGUCACAGAAAUGACAACAGGAAAGGAAAAGGGCAUGCACUUCAUCAAUGAUCGCAAGUUGCAGCUGAGUGUGAUAGUGCAAAUCAAGUGUUUGUUAGCCUUAACAAUCAACCGCUGUUAAAAACAGAGAUAGGUCAUAGUAACACCUGAGAGAUUCCCAUAUCUCUUAUGUGUCGAUGAACAAUCGAACAUAAACUGGAGGUGCAACUUGAAUUCAUAUGCUCAACAAAUUACAGGAUGUAAACAUGUUCAGAGCAUUAGUUAGUCAAAAUUGAUAGCAAUGGGACCGACUUUUAGCCAUGGAGUACAAAUGCAUAUUUCCUCCAGAAGCAUAGAUUGCAGGUAAGGAAAUUUUACGUGGACUUACUGGCACUAAGAAAAUAAUGUCGCAAUCCUUAUUUGAUCAUUAUAUAAGA
Molecule: messenger RNA, 1960 nt
Organism: Oryza brachyantha (malo sina)
Lineage: Eukaryota; Viridiplantae; Streptophyta; Magnoliopsida; Poales; Poaceae
Exons: 1
Coding region: 155-910 (251 amino acids)
Cellular component (GO): plasma membrane
Source: RefSeq, a predicted model, not a curated record